AUGUCUCCGUCUCCAGAGGCCUCCAGCAACAUUCGAGUCUUUAUCCGCUGGCACGACCAAACCGUUUUUGCCGGCGAGGAAAUCAAGUGCACCAUCACCUUCAAGAACAUUGCUCGCGAUUCUUCCCAACCACGACAGCCCCAGCGACUCGCACCCCCCGACCGGCCUAGGCAAGUCUCGCCGCUGCUGCGAGGCAAGCCCAGCACCGGCCUAACCCCGCCGAACUCUGCUCAAACCCGCGGUCACCGAUCUGCCCUAUCCCUCAACGUACCGGCAGCCCAGUCGCGUAGCCGCGCAGGCUCGAUACCAUGGCCCUCAUCACACCCCCCUAGCGCCCUCGAAAAUCGCGGCAACGGCCACAGGAAGUCCGUCUCCAUUGUGUCAAUUGGCUCCACAAGCACAAUACCCGACGACAACCAGAGCAAUGCCAGCUCUGUGAAGGCGCAUCGGCCUGCUCGCGGCCACGCGCGAGCUUCCAGUCUCCAGAUAGUCCCUCGCGGAGCUGCUCUGGGUCUGGGGCUCACCGCGCCUCAGUCUGCAUCACCAAGGCACAUUAGCUCGCCUUUGUUCAAUUCAACUUCCGCGUCCGACACACCUUCUGCGACCUCGCGAUCCUCCACGUCACCGAAUACCCCCAGCGCGGAAGGCACACAACGCCCCGUGAGAUCCCCCAACAACGCGCUGGCGGAAUUUCGGUUCCCAAUGGUCCAGUCUCCGGUAUCAGAUACCCAAAGCACACCUAUAGCAGAACAUCACGACGGGCUGCUGAGCCCAAACUCUGAAGUGCCUCCGAGCCUCGCUAUACGAUCCAAAGAUGGCAUCCCUACCAACUACAACGAGCAUGCGACCCCAGCCAUGCGUAUACUGUCAACGACAAGUAUGGGAGGUGGCACACCGCGUAGCAGUGGGGAGUUUUACUCGAUGAGCAACAACUCAACAGAGACACUGGCUUCCGAGUACCCAAUGCAGCCCACAAGAGGUCCGAUGCGCCCGCCGCACUUUCGACGGUCUUCAAACCUCGCAUCCCACCAUCCAAAGCAACCGGAGUCGUUGAUGAUGGGUUACGCCCAGAUCCAGGGCUCAUUCACCCUCGACGGUUCGCUCAUUAACCUGGGCCCCUUUGAGCAAGUCAAACGAAAGGCUGUCGUAGGCGGCCAAGGAGGUGGUGUCAUUGGAGUGGAAUCUUCGAAGCGGGACAGUGGACUCCUUCGAAAUUUCGGCUGGGGGAGCAUCAGCAACUCGAUUGGGGAGUUGCUUGGAGCCGGCGAGGUCAGCAGCAUCAAAGACAUGCGUGGCAUCGCGAGCUCCAAGUCCGUCCCGCUGCUCUCGACUCCUCAGUCGAUUCUCUUCGUGGAUCUGAACCUUGCUCCCGGAGAACAUAAAGCUUUCGAGUACUCAUUUCAGCUCCCCAAGGGACUGCCACCGACACAUAAGGGAAAGGCGGUGAAAAUCUCCUAUAACUUAGUUAUUGGCACGCAACGAGCAGGCGGCUCCAAAGAGCAGCAGGUACGCUCCGUCGAGAUACCCUUCAGGGUGCUGGGUAGCGUGAACAACUACGGAGAGAUCUUAGGCCACGAUCUCAUGAACCCCUACAUUAUCCUCCGCGACCAGGCAAAGAUCAAGGCCGUCGAUAAGCUGUCGACACUUAACGAGAUCAAGAAGCUGAAGACACCGGUAGCGGAUACGACCAUCAACGACUUCCUCAUCUACGUCGACGAACUUCUCACGAGACCGCGUCAAGGUUCUAGCGCGGGCCUGCUCUCUCCCACAGCGUACCCGGGGUCUCGACGGCCAUCGAUGUUUGAAGAAGCCACGACCGCCACGGAGGCCAUCAACCUGGCCAUCAUGCGCAGUAACAUGGCAUCUGAGGGCCAACAAAGUCCCAAUCGUUUCGAGAUCGCCCGCAACGGACAGCGCGUCGGCGUUGUCAUGCUCACGCGCCCCUCGUACCGUCUAGGUGAACCCGUUACUAUGGCCAUCGACUUCACCGACGCCGAGAUUCCCUGCUACGCAGUCCACUCGUGCCUGGAGUCCGCUGAACGAGUCGAGCCCCAUUUGGCCAUCCGCUCGGAGGCCUCCAUCCACCGCGUGACGCGCAAAGUCCAUGUUUCUGCCUCGGAGGCGACCCUCUACUCUCGAAGGAUGGUCUUCACGCCAACCAUUCCCAUCAAUGCGACACCCGAAUUCGUCACGACGGGCGUGUCGCUCGAGUGGAAGAUCCGCGUCGAGUUUGUGGUGCCGAGUCAGGAGACGGAGCUUGAGCGCGAGGCACCCAGCACGCACCCGCUGCUGGAGGAGAUAUCGCGGGACGAGCGGGGAGGCCUGGUCCUCGUGGCUGUCGAGAACCUAGCCUGUGAGAGCUUCGAGGUGGCGGUCCCGCUGCGGGUAUACGGUGCCGUGGCGACGGGGCUGGAAAAGCUGGAGAGGGACGACGCGCUAGAAGAGGGCCUCGUGGUUUGA
Colletotrichum higginsianum IMI 349063 is the source of this 2460-nucleotide messenger RNA. RefSeq names its product Intracellular protein transport protein. NCBI's taxonomy places the organism in Eukaryota, Fungi, Ascomycota, Sordariomycetes, Glomerellales, Glomerellaceae. The transcript is spliced from 2 exons. The record is from RefSeq and is a predicted model, not a curated record. Gene Ontology annotation, biological process: retrograde transport, endosome to Golgi. Gene Ontology annotation, cellular component: Ric1-Rgp1 guanyl-nucleotide exchange factor complex; Golgi membrane. Bases 1 to 2460 code for a protein of 819 amino acids.